AUGCAGAUGCUCACAAAGUUUGAGUCCAAGUCCAAUAGGGUCAAGGGAAUCGCUUUCCAUCCCAAGCUUACCCUUCUAGCAGCAUCACUUCAUUCAGGAAGUAUACAAAUGUGGAACUUUCAGAUGGGAACAUUAGUCGAACGAUUUGACGAACACGAUGGUCCGGUUCGUGGGAUUGCCUUUCAUCCAAGUCAACCACUCUUCGUGUCAGGUGGCGAUGACUACAAAAUCAAGGUCUGGAAUUACAAACAACGACGGUGUUUGUUUACCUUGCAUGGUCAUCUCGAUUACGUUCGAUCAGUCUCAUUUCAUCGUGAACAUCCAUGGAUCCUUUCUGCCUCUGAUGACCAGACAAUUCGGAUAUGGAAUUGGCAAUCUCGUCAAUGUAUUGCUAUCUUGACCGGUCAUAAUCAUUACAUUAUGUAUGCCGAGUUUCAUCCCAAGGACGACUACAUCGUAUCUUGUUCGAUGGACCAAACUGUCCGUGUAUGGGACAUCACCGGUCUUCGAAAGAAAACUACGACGGCUCAGCCUAUGUCAUUCGAAGACCAGGUCCAACGUGCAAAUUCAGGCCAAGCAGACUUGUUUGGUAAUACGGACGCGGUGGUCAAAUACGUCCUCGAAGGGCACGAUCGUGGUGUGAAUUGGGCCACUUUCCAUCCUACUUUACCUUUGAUCGUCUCAUGUGGUGAUGAUCGACAAAUCAAGCUUUGGAGGAUGAGUGAGACCAAGGCUUGGGAAGUAGACACUUGCCGAGGGCAUUUCAACAAUAUCUCUGCCGUCUUAUUUCAUCCUAAACACGAACUCAUCAUCUCUGACUCUGAAGAUAAGACGAUAAGGGUUUGGGAUAUGAGCAAAAGAACAGCAGUUCAGACUUUCAGACGUGAAAAUGAUCGAUUUUGGGUGCUUACUGCACAUCCCGAGUUGAAUCUCUUUGCUGCUGGUCACGAUACUGGAUUGAUUGUUUUCAAGUUGGAUCGCGAACGUCCAGCGUUUAGUUUACAUGGCAAUACACUUUUCUACAUCAGGGAUAAGUAUGUAAGGGUUCAUGACCUCGCUACUGGGUCUGACGUGAGCGUGAUCAGUGUGAAGAAGCUUGGGAGUCAGUACGUUCAACCUCGGACACUGAGCUACAAUCCUGCUGAACGAGCUGUGCUAGUCACUUCGCCUGCUGAGAACGGUAUAUACGAGUUGGUGCACUUACCUAAGGAUAUGGCUGCAGGAGAAGUCCGAGACUCAUCAUCUGAAGGCAAGCGUGGAACCGGACACGCCGCACUCUUUGUAGCCAGGAACAGAUUUGCGGUCCUGGAUAAAACUUCACAAACGAUUGAGAUCAGAGAUCUCUCAAACUCAGUUACAAAGACGAUCAAAUGUCCAACUCAGACAAAUGAUAUCUUUUAUGGUGGUACUGCAAGCUUAUUGCUCAGCACUGCUACAUCUGUCAUUCUUUUUGACAUUCAACAACAAAAGACGAUUGGAGAAAUUACGACUCCACCUGUGAAAUACGUAGUCUGGAGUAACGAUGGAGCUAUGGUGGCCUUACUUAGUAAACAUACCAUCAUGAUCGCCAAUAAGUCACUGGGUCAAAGUAGCCUAAUCCACGAGACGAUCAGGAUCAAGUCUGGGGCUUGGGAUGACAGUGGUAUCUUUGUCUACUCAACGCUCAACCACAUUAAAUAUGCUUUACCGCAAGGAGACAAUGGGAUCAUCAAAACUCUUGAUCAACCUGUCUAUUUGACUCGAGUGAAAGGCAAGAUGGUACACUGUCUUGAUCGAAAUGCUAAGCCCAAAGGCAUCCCAAUCGAUCCUACUGAAUACCGAUUCAAAUUGGCAUUGAUCCGUAACAACUAUGAUGAGGUCUUGCACAUCAUUCGAACUUCUAACUUGGUUGGACAGAGCAUUAUUGCUUACCUUCAGAAAAAAGGCUUCCCAGAGAUUGCUUUACACUUUGUGCAAGACAAAACCACGAGAUUUGAUUUGGCAAUCGAGUGUGGAAACUUGGAUGUUGCUUUAGAGACAGCUAAAGCCAUCGAUCGACCAGAGUCAUGGACUCGAUUAGGUCAACAAGCCUUAAAACAGGGAAAUCAAAAAAUUGUGGAGAUCUCGUAUCAACGUACCAAAAAUUUCGAUCGAUUAUCAUUCCUUUAUUUGAUUACCGGUAAUGAAGAAAAAUUGGCAAAGAUGUCAAAAAUUGCAGAAAUGAGGGGUGAUCAAAUGUCUAGAUUUCAUAAUUCACUUUAUUCUGGAAAUGUGGCCACAAGAAUCAGUGUAUUGAAAGAUGUUGGAUUAUACCCCCUAGCGUAUUUAACUGCCAAAUCCAAUGGAAUGGAAGAAGAGGCCCAAGAAAUUUUGGAAGCGACUGGCAUGAAUGAAGCCGAGUUAUCAGCCCUACCACAGCCAAAGGGUGACAAGCUCACUCUGCCACGUGUUGUGACGGCCACUUAUGAUUAUAACUGGCCUUCAGUCGGUACCACUGAAAGUUUCUUCGAUCGAGCUUUGACCCAAGCCUCGGGUAUGGAUGCCGAUGCUCGUCCGGUGGAAGGAGCAGAUGCCACUGGUCAUGGUUCAGCGGAUCCAUUAGAUGAUUGGGCGGCGGAUAUGGAUGGGGGUGCUGGAGUGGCAGCGGCCGAAGAGGUAGAAGAGGCAUGGGAUUUGGCUGGGGAAGACUUACCGGCCGAAGUAGCGGAUCUCAACUUGGGUUCUGGAGACGAUGUUGAAGGGACUGAAGGGGAAGAUGGGGCCGAUGGUGAGGUGAAGGCUGGAAUUAGCGAGUCUGAGCUAUGGGUGAGGAAUUCGCCGCUGGCGGCUGACCAUGUGGCUGCAGGUUCCUUUGAGACGGCAAUGCAGCUUUUGAACCGACAAGUAGGAGCGGUAGAGUUUGGACCUUUGAAGUCGCUUUUUAUGUCCACAUAUCAAUCAUCGAGGGCAUACUUGUCAGCAAGUGCCUCAUUGCCACCGCUUGAAGUAUAUCUCAGACGAGAUCCAGAGGAUGUGAAUCCACGUAACGUGUUACCAGCGUUGGCUAGGAACUUGGAGUCGAUCACCCGACACGAACUAAAGGCGGCAUAUGCACAUUUCCGUAAGGCUGAAUUCAAUGAAGCUUCAAGUCAAUUCAGGAGCAUUUUGCAGUCUUUGUUGUUGGUUGUGGCUAAGGAUGAAUCAGAAAUCAAUGAGCUUUCAGAAUUAGUCAUCACUUGUCGAGAAUAUCUCAUUGGACUUUCACUUGAAAUUGAACGUCGAAGAGUAGCUGCUGAAGAACCAACGAAUAUGAAACGUCAAUUAGAAUUAGCAGCUUACUUUACACAUUGUCGUUUACAAUCUGUACAUCUUGUUUUAGCGUUACGAUUAGCUAUGACCACUUUUUCCAAAGCUAAGAGUUAUGUUACUGCUGCUACAUUUGCUAAGAGGUUAUUAGAAUUAAAUCCGGCUGCUAAUGUGGCUACUCAAGCUAAACAAGUUUUAGCAGCAGGAGAUCGAAAUCCAAAAGAUGCGAUUGAGAUAGAUUAUGAUCAAUUCUCAAGUUUUGAUAUUUGUGCAGGAUCAUUAACACCGAUUUAUAAACAACAAACAGGAGAAGGAGGGUUUGUAGAAGAUCCAUUUACAGGAGCCAGAUAUCGAAGUGAAUUCAAAGGAACAGUUUGUAAAGUUUCUGGAAUUACUGAAGUUGGGAAAAAGACUAGUGGAUUAAGAUCCAAGAUUUGAUGGAUAUGAAAUUAGUAUAAUGUGUUUAUGAAUAAAAUUCUUCAAGACCCAGAUUAUAUAGAUGGUUCAAGAGAGAGAGAGGAUGUGAGGAGAGUAGGACAUUUUGGAAUAGAGAAUGGUAGGUGAAUAUAGUGUAAUGAUCAGUACAGAUGUGUAGACUGGAGCAAUUUGAUUUGAAAUCGUUUGAAAAACACUAAAGCUGAGAGUCAGAUAACGAGGUUCAAGUUUAUCAAAUUUCUUGUUACCUGACAUUCAUUGCCAAUGAGAUAAAGAUUUUAAAUGCAUUCUAUCUAGAGAUCAAGACAGAUUUUUAGGGAUGGAGGAAAUUUGUGUGAAUUUGAUCAAAGCUUUCAUAGUGCUACUUGUUCAGUGUAUGAUGAAGUCAUUUAUUAAGUUGAGAAAUUCAUCAGUUUCAAUGUAUUUAGAUUGUUAUCUUCCACAAGUCUUUGAAAGUUUUGUUUGCAUGCUUCUUUUUUAGUUUUGAAAUCUACUUUUUGUUUGGAUUCAUUU
Molecule: messenger RNA, 4212 nt
Organism: Melampsora larici-populina 98AG31
Lineage: Eukaryota; Fungi; Basidiomycota; Pucciniomycetes; Pucciniales; Melampsoraceae
Exons: 16
Coding region: 1-3702 (1233 amino acids)
Biological process (GO): intra-Golgi vesicle-mediated transport; retrograde vesicle-mediated transport, Golgi to endoplasmic reticulum; intracellular protein transport
Cellular component (GO): COPI vesicle coat
Molecular function (GO): protein binding; structural molecule activity
Source: RefSeq, a predicted model, not a curated record